CCACCUACAUUAUGAGAAAGGAGGUGCAAAGUCGGCAGAAGUCUUGCUAGAAUUACCGGAAACUCGAGUAAAAUUUCAUAAACGAAACUGGAAUCAGUGGAGCACACAAACAAGACCCAAGCAGAUAUAGUCCAACCAAGGAUAAUUAAAAUCUUAAAGAAAAUGGACCCCUUACAACCAUCUCAAUCCCAAAAGGAAUUCCUCUCUGUUGCUGGUUUAAUUGGUUGUUCAAACAUUGUUGAAAUUCAGACAGUGCCUGAGAUAGAAGUCCUUGGGAGCAGUAAGAAUGUCGGAACUCCUAGCCAUGAAAGUAGAUUCCAGUGCAGUGCAUGCGCAAAGGCUUUUAGGUUCGAGAGUCAACUCCUACGACACAAGAAUGCACAUCGUGGCGACAGUCGCAGACCCGUCGUAGAGUUGCUACCACCAUACAUGUAUACCUCCUUAAUCGAUGAGAUUUCUGAAAAUUCAGAGAGGCCAAGAAAGAAAGCUAAGAAGGAAGGGAGCGAUAAUGAGAAAACUGUGGGUUGGAGAUUCAAAAUACUCGGAAGUAGAAGAGACGGGAGAGGAGUAACUGGUGUGAGAGGAAAUCAUCAAGAGGGUCCCAAAUCGGCACCUGGAUGGGGCAGGGAGUCUAACAGUUCAACCGAGGAUCUGACAGCUGGACAUACGGAACGGGACCCAGAAACAUCAGCACCGAAGAGAAAGGUCAAGUCAACCUUAAGGGCCGAAGAUGUCAAUUUGGUUCAAAGUGGGCAACCGAGUAGCGAUGUGUCAGCACCUGAGAUCAGCGCUGCGAAGGACAGCCACUUUCCUUGUGGUCUCUGCCAUGAAAGGUUCUCAAGCAGUGCUAAGCUGAAAAAGCACAUGGUCGUACAUUUGGGCUUCAGUUGUGAUGAAUGUGGCGGGUUGGCAUUUGCAUCCAAUGCUGCACUGAGGAGACAUUUGCUCGUUCAUUCUGAUAAGCCAAAGAAGAGUCGAAAUGCCAAAUCAUCAGCAACAAAAAAGAGUACCAAGUCUCCUUCAUUCCAGAAGCCAAAGAAAGGUCGAGAUGCCAAAUCAUCAGCAACAAAAAAGAGUACCAAGUCUUAUUCAUGCCAGAAGCCAAAGAAGGGUCGAGAUGCCACAUCAUCAGCAACAAAAAAGAGUACCAAGUCCCGUUCAAAAUCCAAGGAUUCAAAAUCUCGACAAAAAGGGCAACCGAGCGCUGUAGCUCCUAAACGUGCAAUAGGUGCGGGAGUGCAAUGGGGUGUUUUUCCGUGUAAUCACUGUGAUAAGGUGUUUUCACGCCCUAAUCAGCUCAAAUUUCAUAUGAUCGUACAUUCAAACGUCAGCUGUGUAUUAUGUGAUGGGUUGACAUUCACAUCAAAUGAAGAAUUUAGAAGGCAUUUGAUUACACACUCUGGCCAGCGGUGGUCCUUGAAACGAGAAAAGGAUGAUUCUAAAUCAUCGACAUCUAAUGGAAACACAGAGUCCCCCAAAAAGUCAGUCAAAAAGCGUGUUCAUUGUAGUGUGUGUAAAAAGUCUUUUGCCCGUCCCUGUUACCUUAGGAAGCACAUGGUUGUGAGUGAUUGUGCAUCCAAGAAGGCUCUGAAGGCUGCCAGACGUAAGAAAUACAGUCGUAAAUCGUCAGGGGCAGAAGGAAAGCACGAUUCCCCCCAAAAGAAAGUCGAAGAGCGUAUUUAUUGUAGUUUGUGUGAUAAAGGGUUCUCUCGUCCACGGCGCCUUUGGAAACAUAUGGUUGUACAUGGCUAUGUAUCAGAUGAGCCUGCAAAGACUCUGAGCGGUAUGGAAAUGGGCCCUAGGUCAGAAAGCGUUAAUUCCCCAACAUCUAAAGAACACAAGUCUGUGAAAAGUGGGCAAGCUAAAAGAAGCAACAAGCCCUCAACAUCCAACAAACCACUGCCUGUACCAAGUAGACAACCUCAAGGAAGAACUAAGUCCUCAACAUCCAAAGAACUGAUGCCUGCGCGAAGUUGGCAAGCUAAGAAGAGCAACAAGCCCUCGGGUGCCAAAGGACGAAUGCCUGUACGAAGUGGGCAAAUCAAUAUCAGUGCUUCAGGACCUGCGGGAAGGGCCGUUGAGGACAAGCCCUUCCCUUGUCUCAUGUGUCAUAAGAAGUUCUCAAAGCUAUCACAGCUCAGGAUCCACAAGGCCUCUGUGCAUUCAGACUACAACUGUGACCGAUGCGACGGGUUGUCAUUCCCUUCCAGAGAGCAGUUGAGUAGCCAUUUGCUUACACAUGCCAUGCAGUUGAAAUGCCCCCUGUGCGACGCCAUGUAUGCCUCUGAAAACAGCUUGUUGGAGCACAUUGCAACUCACUCCGAUCCCGUCCUAAUCAUAUGUGAGAUAUGUUCAUCUACCUUUCACUCGCUCAAGUCCUUGAAAAUGCACCAAAUUAUGGAUCACUCUCAAUCGAUAUUGACAAAUAACAUUGAAACUCAGGAAAAGGAGAAGAGAGAAGUUGUUAAAAAGAAAAGGAAGAAGCAAAGGAAAAAGGAAAACCGAACUGUACUUGAAAAAAUACCAGGUUAUUAGGUUCACAUCAGGGAUUGGGUGAGGCAAAGUCUCACUGCAAGCGUUUCCUUUUUUUUUAAAUUUCUUCCCCUUGGGCCUAACAACAUGGUCAGGGGUCUUUUACCAGGUCCGCCCUUUAAAGCUCUUUGGAAUAUGAUCGAAGUGAUAAACUGCAGCAUGAUUUUUUCUUUCUUUUCAAAACUUGUCAGUGAAUAGUAAAUGUGCACAACAAAGAGUCAGAGGUCUGAAGUAUAUUCACUUAACUCUGUGUUAUAAGAUACAGAAAUGUGAAGUCUUAUAUUCAAUUUAAUAUGCAAUUUAUUUUUUAACUGCAGCAGUUUACCAUGCUAUAAUCCAUAAAAGCUACCUCUAAAAACUGGAAUCUGCUUUCUAUGGGCUAACGAAUAAAGAUUAUGAAGAAAUUAAAGAAUUGAAUAAAACUGCUGAAGUGGAACCCAAGUCUGACUUGAGUUUUGCAUGUGCCCUUUUUUAUGCGCACAGCCGCACACAUACUUCAUACCUGCCAACAUUUGAAAAUAAAAAUUAGGAAUUUUUAGCACGGUAUGCCUCCAAAAAUAAGAAUAAGAAUGGCAAUACGUGGUAAAUCUGUACCAAAAAGCGAAUACAAAUUUUCUGCUUAUUCAUCCAGCCAUUCAACGAACGCAAUACGCUCACUCUCACAUCGCGGCAGAUGAUAAAACAAAUAUUGAAAAAUUGAAAUAUUCUGAAUUUUCAGGUCUUAAAAAUCCAUUAAUUAAAAUAUUCUGGAUUUUUCGUAAGGGUUGGCAGGAAUGAUACGUGUGUGUUGAGUAGUCUACCAUUACUUACAAGUCACUUUUAUGUUAGUUUUGAAAGUACAUGUAUAUCAAAAAUUGCAAAAUCUCUUUACAGAUCAAAUAUUUGAAGCCCAUAUUUUGAAUAAACAUGUACAUGUAGUGGACAUACAAAACAAUAUUUUCAUGGCUAUUGGUUUCCUAAACUGAAUUUUUGUUUGUAAAUAUUUUAGUAUAUAUAUAUUGCUUAUGUUCUACUCAUAUGGACGAGUGCUGUUUACAGUUGAAACCCCAAUAAUUAUAAUUUAUAAAUUAAAGAAUCUACCUUUCAUUUUGAAAA
Messenger RNA from Strongylocentrotus purpuratus (purple sea urchin), 3627 nucleotides. Its product is annotated as zinc finger protein 91-like. Lineage: Eukaryota; Metazoa; Echinodermata; Echinoidea; Camarodonta; Strongylocentrotidae. Gene Ontology annotation, biological process: regulation of transcription by RNA polymerase II. Gene Ontology annotation, cellular component: nucleus. The record is from RefSeq and is a predicted model, not a curated record. Bases 163 to 2535 code for a protein of 790 amino acids. Gene Ontology annotation, molecular function: sequence-specific DNA binding; DNA-binding transcription factor activity, RNA polymerase II-specific. The transcript is spliced from 2 exons.